GUGAAGGGACGGAACGCUUAAUCAUAGUCGGGAGACCGGGCCACGCGAUCGGCGGGAACACGGGUGAGCUGCUGAGCAGAGGGGUUGAGCAACUGGUCAGAGCUCCAUGUCACGACUGGAACCGAUCAACGUCACUCGACCUUCAAUGGGAAAUGAGAAUCCAUCGGACGUGUCUCCCUUGUGUUUCUGUCAAGACAUGCGCGAAAUGAGCUUCUCUAGAAGUCUCUUCACCAAAGGAUUUCCAAGGGGCUAGAUACAACAAACGUGAUAGUCCGACCCGCAGCUCCCCACCUACCAUGAAGACCAUGGACGCGUUCGAUAUCUUCCAGGCGCCUAAAAGCAGUUGUGACGAGUUUGCCAGUCCAAAUAUCCCAAACUUCAUUCUCUCAGUAACCGUCCUUGUGGGCAUCUUGAUAUCGUACCUCCCCCAACAUGUCCGAAUCGUUUCGCGGCGCUCCUCCGAGGGGCUGUCACCAUACUUUGUGAUGCUGGGGACGAUAUCUGCAUCGUGUGCACUUGGCAAUAUUCUAGUCUUACCAGCGAGUCAAAAUGCGGUUUCUUGCUGUAGUGCCAUCGGCGGCCUUGCUUGCGCCUCAGCACUGCUGGGCAUUGCGCAAAUAGCAAUCCAAUGGUGCUGUUUCUUCGUGAUCAUGCUCCUCUUCAUCAUCUUCUUCCCGAAAAUCGACACCUCUGAAGGGUCCACUCUUGACUCCCCUUUCGAAGCUCACCCGCACCGCUGGCAAGAUGCCGUCAUAACCGUCGGCGUCGCCAUGGGCCACUUCAUCAUCACCUUCAUCAUCUCUAUCGUCAUCUUUGCCCGCUAUCCCUCCGCUCUGCAACUCUGGGCCAACCUUCUCGGCGGUCUCUCCGCCAUCCUCGCCAUCAUGCAGUACUUCCCGCAGAUCUGGACCACCUGGAAGCUCAAAGCCGCGAAAAGCCUGAGUAUCCCGAUGAUGCUCAUCCAGACCCCCGGAGCCUUCGUCUUCGCUACCAGCUUGGCUCUGAGAUAUGGUCUGCAAGGGUGGAGCGUGUGGGGGGUGUUCAUCGUCACGGGAUGUCUUCAGGGGUGCUUGCUGGCGAUGGCUAUCAUUUUUGAGCUGCAAAACAGAAGGGAUAGUAAUGGCCCCCGGGACGCUUCAAUGCAAUCUGAGCGGGAUCCAAGCGAACGGACACCGUUGCUGGAUUCUCCGACUUCACUCGAAAAUAGUGGAAGGGCAGUCCGUGGACAUUAGAAGGAUGAGAACUCAACCAAGAUUAUAAAUCUUCUGAUCAAGAGCAACACUGACCAUAUUUCACGUCCAAGAUUUUUCUGUGCACUUAAAUGCU
Eremomyces bilateralis CBS 781.70 is the source of this 1326-nucleotide messenger RNA. Its product is annotated as PQ loop repeat protein. The transcript is spliced from 3 exons. Lineage: Eukaryota; Fungi; Ascomycota; Dothideomycetes; Eremomycetales; Eremomycetaceae. The record is from RefSeq and is a predicted model, not a curated record. Bases 297 to 1232 code for a protein of 311 amino acids.